CUGGUGUCCUGCCUCCUACCUGGUGUCCAAGCCAAGAUCGCCAACCUCGCGAUUAUGCCGCCUGGGGCGGCUGAAGACGGUCGCGCAACCGCCAAUGAAAUUCCACCCAGGGUGGAAUCAGCGAAGCCAGUCGCGCGUGAGGCUAAACUACUCUAUCGAUGCUGAUCUACUGUUUGCAGGCCCCAAUAAAAGUGAAUUUGAUGCGAAGAUUGUUGCCCUCAACGACGAAGUGCAGGAUUUUAAUGAGCGCUUGUCAGAAGUCGACGCUAAGAUAUCUGAGGCCAAGUGCUCCGGAGGAAAUCAGUCUGAAGAGCUGAGAGAGGCGCGAGCAACUAUGAAGUCUCUUCGUGAACGAAAAGAUGCUAUCAUGCGCGAUCGUGCAGAAAUUGCUACUCUCCAGAAGUCAGCGAAAGCAUCCUUAGAUUCGAAAAUUACUGUAUGUGCCAGGAAUCAAUUACAUUUAAGUUGAAAUGACUUAGGCGGGACGGUCACUUCGUGCGGAGCUCAAAUAUACCUCACCAGAGGACAUAGAGAAGAAGAUUGCAUCCUUAGAGAAGCGACAGGCGACGACAUCGAUGUCGCUUAAAGACGAGAAAGUGUUGCUAAAGGAAAUCGACCAAUUAAAGCAGUCCAAGAAAUUAGUCUCACAUCUCGCUGCGAACAACGACUCAAUUUCCUCAGAACGAAAGAGCUCCCAAUCGAUAUCAGAGCAUCUAUCAGCUAAGAAUGCAGAACUCGAUGUUCUAAAGAAAAAAAUCGAGGAACAAAAACAAAUAUUGGAUUCACUGAAUGAGGCCAACUCAGAACGCCGGGCCGUGCUUCCAGCCCUCUUCAAGGACAAGGAUGCCUUGAGAAAGGAAAAGCAAGCCAAGGUAGAGACUAUCAAGGCCCUUCGCGCUGAAUUUCGCACUUUAGAGAAUGAGUUUCGCAGGACUCAGCGUGUUGAGCGCCAAUUUAUCACGUAGUUAUUAUUGAACUCAGGUGCACACCAGCGCGAGGUCCGACGCGUUAGGAAUGAAGCUCGAAAAGCCGAAGAUGAAGCUCGCAAGGCAGAGCUAGAGAAACGCCAACAAGAAGCUGAAGCGGAGGAAUUGAAGCGGGUGCCCUACGAGGAAGAAAUGGAACUUUGUGAGUAUCUCUCAAAUUACUUAGAGACAACGUAUGGAAAACAUGUAAACCAUGAUUCCCAGAUCAAUUCCGACGAGGCCGACAUCUCGCUAGCAGGCGAGUUCGAAGGCCUUGUACUCUCAGGCAAGAAUGCAGGGCGUGAUCACGAAGAUGACUACCUGAGUCUUAAUAAAACAACUGGAAAAAAGAAAGGUCGUGGCAAGAAGAAAGGUGGCCUGAAGAUAAAUGAGAAAAUUAUGCUAGUACCUGAAACAAUUGAGAUGUUUGCCUUGCUUGAAUUGGAACCACCAUCCACAAUCAAUGGUGUUUCUGACACCGUUAAAAAGUUGCAGGAGAAAAAGACCUGGUUCUGCACAUUACCUCGUGGCAAGGUUCCCUCUCUCCGUGAUAAGCAGAGAGCUGAUGAAGCGAAGCAGAAGACAUCCAGGCGUGACCACGGUGAUUUUAAUGAAAAGAGCAGUGCGCCGACAUCCAAGACAUCGGUUCGAGGUAUCAAGGUCAAAGGUUUUAAUGCCGCUGAUCUCUCUGCCGUGGACGAUGCAUUCCCUUCUCUCCCUGGUGCAAACCCUAAAAAGGACACCGGAGCAGCCCAGCAAACCAAGGUGUCUGAUUGAGCCGUGCUGCUGCGUCAAGGCCUGGGUAUAUAUUUGGCGUAAGGAUCAACCACAAC
Messenger RNA from Pelagomonas calceolata, 1798 nucleotides. The record is from the annotation of a GenBank genome assembly. NCBI's taxonomy places the organism in Eukaryota, Pelagophyceae, Pelagomonadales, Pelagomonadaceae.